AUGGCAUCCACGAGUUUUAGAUCUCCUAAUUACAAAUGGGAGUUCAUGUUUUGCAAAAUAAGCAAUGGACCAUAUUCACUUGAUUGGAACCAUUAUUGGGAAGAUGAAUUAAGACUUGGAAAAUUUUCAAAAGACACAUGGAACAAUAUUGUAAAAUGA
This is a messenger RNA of Entrophospora sp. SA101, 159 nucleotides long. Lineage: Eukaryota; Fungi; Glomeromycota; Glomeromycetes; Entrophosporales; Entrophosporaceae. The record is from the annotation of a GenBank genome assembly.